UCCCACGUGGUUGACUGAAUAAGGAACUGGUGUCCACAGAGCUCAGUGGAAGCAAUGAGUCAGUCACAGUAUGUGACAAAACUGAACUACACAACAAAAGGUCAGAUAACUCAAACUGCUACUGAGACUGGAAGUGAGCAAUUAUGGACAUGGAACCUAAAAAGAUCAGGGAGGGAUAUCUGGUUAAAAAGGGGACAAUGUUUAACUCCUGGAAGGCAAUGUGGAUUGUGUUGUCUGAUGAUGGGAUUGAAUUCUACAAGAAGAAAACUGACAACAAUUCCAAAGGAAUGAUCCCGCUGAAAGGCGGUUCCAUCUCUAGUCCAUGUCAAGACUUUGGAAAAAGAAUGUUUGUCUUUAAACUCAGCACAGGAAAGCAACAAGAUCACUUUUUUCAGGCUGCUUUUCUAGAAGAGAGGGAUGCCUGGGUAAAAGACAUCAAGAGAGCAAUCACAUGCCUUGAAGCGGGACGCAAGUUUGCAAGAAAAUCAACUCGGAAAUCAAUAAGAUUACCAGAAACUGUCGAUUUAGGCACUCUUUAUCUUUCCAUGAAGGACCAAGACUCUGGAGUGAAAGAACUGAAACUGGAGAAAGACAAACGAGUCUUCAAUCACUGUUUCACAGGAAACACUGUCAUUGACUGGCUGAUGGCAAACAGCAAGAUAAGAAAUCGGCAGGAGGGUCUCAUGCUUGCGACGGCUCUUCUGAAUGAAGGUUAUCUGCAGCCUGCUGGAGACAUUUCCAAAAACGCAGUGGAAAGUGUAUCAGAUGUCACACUCCUUGAUCAGCAUGAUGCUCUUUAUUACUUUGCAGACAGUGGCUUUUACUGUGAGGGAUACUCGAGUGAUGAAGAUGUCGUUUUGAAAGAGGAGUUCAGAGGGGCAGUUGUGAAACAGGGGUGCCUAUUGAAACAGGGACACCGAAGGAAAAACUGGAAAGUGAGAAAAUUUAUUCUACGAGAUGAUCCUGCCUACAUGCAUUACUAUGAUCCUACCAAGGGUGAGAAUGAUGCUCUUGGCGCUAUCCACUUGCGUGCUUCUGUGGUGUCUGCUGUAGAACACGUACCAGAUGCUAAGAAGUACGACAUAGAAGGCAAUCUCUUUGAAAUCAUCACAUCAGAUGAAACUCAUUACUUUCUACAAGCAGCUACAUCUAACGAGCGAAAAGAGUGGAUCCAGGCCAUUCAAACAGUGGCCAAGACUGGAAAAUAGUAACAAGAGGUGCAAAUACUGGGGAAAUAUUUUCUAAUCUAGUAAUGUUCUAAAACAGUUUCCUAUGUUUUUGCAUGUUAAGCUACUGAAUGAUACCUAAUAUUUGUUGCCACAAAAUUACGUUGUGUCCAAUUCAUAUUCAUACAAUUUUCUUGAAAAUUGCAUUUAUUAUUUCUGUCAUUUUCAUCCAAAAAGUAGAAAUACAUGUCUAGCAAUUCCUAAGUACUAAAGGUACAGUACUGUGCAAAAGUUUUAGGCAGGUGUGAAAAA
Molecule: messenger RNA, 1478 nt
Organism: Acipenser ruthenus (sterlet)
Lineage: Eukaryota; Metazoa; Chordata; Actinopteri; Acipenseriformes; Acipenseridae
Product: pleckstrin-like
Exons: 9
Coding region: 144-1208 (354 amino acids)
Biological process (GO): intracellular signal transduction; actin cytoskeleton organization
Cellular component (GO): plasma membrane
Source: RefSeq, a predicted model, not a curated record